AUGGUCUCAAAGUUCCUAGGAGUAAGCAAAACCUCAAGCUUCUUGGCUCCAUAUAAAGGUACACGUUACCAUUUAAACUUGUGGAGAGGAAGUGCUCCUACAAACUACAAAGAAUUGUUCAACUUGCGUCAUUCAUCCGCACGUAAUACUAUUGAAAGAGCCUUUGGGUUAUUGAAAAAGAGGUGGGCUAUAUUGAGGAAAAGUAGCUUUUAUGAUAAGCAAACACAAGUAAGAAUCAUAAAUGCAUGCUUUGUUCUCCAUAAUUUUGUUAGAGAAGAAAAUUUGGACGAGGAGAAUUUGUUAAAUGAGGUGGACGAUGAUUUAUCAAAUGUAGAAGCUUUUGAUACAAUGGAGGAUGAAGGGGAGGAUUUUAUUUCAACGGCACAAGCCUUACCUCAAUGGAAUAACUUAAGAGAUGAAAUGUCACAAAAAAUGUUCCGAGAAUACCAAGCUCGAAGGAGAUGGAGACUUUAA
Messenger RNA from Amaranthus tricolor (Joseph's coat), 474 nucleotides. RefSeq lists its product as uncharacterized. Lineage: Eukaryota; Viridiplantae; Streptophyta; Magnoliopsida; Caryophyllales; Amaranthaceae. The record is from RefSeq and is a predicted model, not a curated record. The transcript is spliced from 2 exons. The coding region runs from base 1 to 474 and encodes 157 amino acids.